AUGACCACCAGCAACACCAGCCGGCUCACGCUGAUGCGCCGCGACAACACGGUGUUGGGCGCAAUGAACAAGCUCAUGGUCGCCAACCGCGGCGAGAUCCCCAUCAGAAUCUUCCGCACGGCGCACGAGUUGCUGAUGCAAACAGUGGCGAUCUAUUCCCACGAGGACCGGUUGCUGAUGCACCGGUUGAAGGCGGACGAGCUGUACGUGAUUGGCGCCAAAGGUCAGUACUCGCCCGUCCAGGCGUAUCUCCAGAUCGACGAGAUUCUCGCCAUUGCCAAGCAGCACCACGUCAACAUGAUCCACCCCGGGUAUGGCUUCCUUUCGGAAAACUCCGAGUUUGCCCGCAAAGUGGAGCAGGCGGGGAUCACCUGGAUCGGGCCCGACUACACCACCAUCGACCGAGUGGGUGACAAGGUGAGCGCGCGCCAGUUGGCGCUUGAGUGCGACGUCCCCGUGGUGCCCGGCACCCCUGGUCCCAUCGACACCGUCGACGAGGCGGUGGCGUUUGUCGAGAAGUACGGCUACCCCGUGAUCAUCAAGGCGGCGUUUGGCGGCGGCGGCCGCGGCAUGCGCGUGGUGCGCGAGGGCGACGACAUCGCCGACGCCUUCAAGCGCGCCACCUCCGAGGCGAAGACGGCGUUUGGCAACGGCACUUGCUUUAUCGAGCGGUUUUUGAACAAACCGAAACACAUCGAGGUGCAAUUGUUGGCCGACAAUUACGGCAACGUCAUCCACUUGUUUGAGCGCGACUGCUCGGUGCAACGGCGCCACCAAAAAGUGGUGGAAGUGGCGCCGGCGAAGACGCUCCCCCAGCUGGUGCGCGACGCCAUUUUGACCGAUGCCGUCAAGUUGGCGCAGGCGGCAAACUACAGAAACGCCGGCACCGCCGAGUUUUUGGUUGACGAUCAAAACCGCCACUAUUUCAUCGAAAUCAACCCGAGAAUCCAGGUGGAACACACCAUCACCGAGGAGAUCACCGGCGUCGAUAUCGUCGCCGCGCAGAUCCAAAUUGCCGCCGGCGCCUCGCUCCAGCAGUUGGGGCUUUUACAGGACAAAAUCACCACCCGCGGCUUCGCCAUCCAGUGCCGUAUCACCACGGAAGACCCCGCCAAAAACUUCCAGCCCGAUACCGGUAAGAUCGAGGUGUACCGCUCGGCCGGCGGCAACGGCGUGCGCCUCGACGGGGGCAACGGGUUCGCCGGCGCCAUCAUCCUGCCCCACUACGACUCGAUGCUCGUCAAAUGUCUGUGUCUGGGGCUGACCUACGAGAUUGCCCGCCGCAAGAUGCUCCGCGCGUUGAUUGAGUUCCGUAUCCGUGGCGUGAAAACCAAUAUCCCCUUCUUGCUUGGAUUGCUUACAAACGAGACGUUUGUCGCCGGUGAGUGCUGGACGACGUUUAUCGACGACACCCCGUCGCUUUUCCAGAUGAUCUCGUCGCAAAACCGUGCCACCAAGUUGUUGCUGUACAUCGGUGACGUCGUGGUCAACGGCCUGCCGAUUAAGGGGCAGAUCGGGAACCCUCAGUUGGACACCGAGGCGGAAAUCCCCACUAUCCACGACCCUAAGACCGGCAUUGCCAUUGAUGUGGCGAAAACUCCCGUGCCCAGAGGCUGGAGACAAGUGUUGCUUGAAGAGGGACCCCACGGCUUUGCCAAGAAGAUCAGACUGUUUGACGGCACGUUGAUCACCGAUACCACGUGGAGAGACGCCCACCAGUCGCUCUUAGCCACCAGAGUGCGUACCAUCGACUUGGCCAACAUCGCCCCCACCACUGCCCACGCCCUCAACGGGCUUCUUUCCCUUGAAUGCUGGGGCGGUGCCACCUUCGACGUCGCCAUGCGUUUCCUCUACGAAGACCCCUGGGCCCGGUUGCGCCAGCUCCGCAAACUCGUGCCCAACAUCCCCUUCCAGAUGUUAUUGCGUGGUGCCAACGGUGUCGCUUACUCCUCGCUUCCUGAUAACGCCAUUGACCAGUUUGUCCGCGAAGCUAAGGAGGCUGGCGUCGACAUUUUCCGAGUUUUCGAUGCGUUAAACGACUUAGAACAGCUUAAAGUCGGUGUCGAUGCCGUCAAAAAGGCUGGCGGGGUCGUCGAAGCCACCGUGUGCUACUCCGGUGACAUGUUAGCCCCCGGAAAGAAGUACAACUUGGCCUACUACAUGGAAGUAGUGGACAAGAUCGUUGAUAUGGGCACCCACAUCUUGGGCAUCAAGGAUAUGGCGGGGACGUUAAAGCCUCAGGCGGCCACCGAGCUCGUCGGCACCAUCAGGGCCAAGUACCCGGACUUGCCCAUCCACGUCCACACCCACGACUCCGCCGGUACCGGGGUGGCGCUGAUGGUCGCCGCCGCCCACGCCGGCGCCGACGCCGUCGACGCCGCGCUGAACUCGAUGCUGGGGAUGACGUCGCAGCCGCUGAUCUCGGCGAUCUUGGCUUCUCUUAGUGGCCAGAUCAACACUGGUGUUGACGAAGGCAUGGUGCGUGAAUUGGACGCCUACUGGCAACAAAUGCGUCUCUUGUACCUGUGCUUUGAAGCCGACUUGAAGGGUCCUGAUCCCGACGUCUACCAGACGGAAAUCCCCGGCGGUCAGCUCACAAACUUGUUGUUCCAGGCUACCCAAUUGGGGCUUGGUCCUCGCUGGCUUAACACUAAACAAGCCUACAAAGAGGCGAACCAGUUGCUUGGCGAUAUCGUUAAAGUCACCCCUACUUCUAAGGUGGUAGGUGACUUGGCUCAGUUCAUGGUGCUGAACAACUUGCUGGCUGAAGACGUCCAGAACUUGGCCUCGGAGCUCGAUUUCCCGGACUCCGUCUACGACUUCAUGGAAGGGUUGAUGGGUACUCCCUACGGCGGGUUCCCCGAACCGUUGAGAACCAAUAUUUUGGCCAAUAAGAGACCCAAGCUCGACAAGCGCCCGGGGCUCUACCUCAAGCCGGUAGACUUUGACGCCGUCCGCAACGAAUUGAGACAACGUUAUGGCCCCACCAUCGACGAAACCGACGUGGCGCUGCACAUCAUGUACCCCAAGGUGUACGAACAGUUCCGGGCUACCCAGGAAAAGUUCGGCGACUUGCUGGUGUUGCCCACCCGCUACUUCUUGAAGGCGCCGCUGAUCGGCGAGGAAUUGCUGGUGGACAUCGAACAAGGGAAGACGCUUAUCAUUAAGCUUUUGGCCAUCGGUGAGCUCUCGCAAAAGACGGGUAACCGCGAGGUGUUCUUUGAACUCAACGGGGAAAUGCGCUCGGUCACCGUCACCGAUAACACGGUGCUGAUUGAGACGAAGACCCGGGCCAAGGCGUCGCAGCCUAACGACGUCGGCGCUCCCAUGCUGGGGGUCAUCGUCGAAAUCAGGGUUAAGGACGGCCAGGAAGUCAAGAAAGGCGACCCCGUGGCGGUGUUGCUGGCGAUGAAGAUGGAAAUGGUGAUCUCGGCGCCGGUGUCAGGCCAUGUGGGCGAGAUCUUGAUCAAGGAAGGCGACCUGGUCGACGCCAGCGACUUGAUCACCCUGAUCAAGAAAUAG
Molecule: messenger RNA, 3522 nt
Organism: Diutina rugosa
Lineage: Eukaryota; Fungi; Ascomycota; Pichiomycetes; Serinales; Debaryomycetaceae
Gene: PYC2
Product: pyruvate carboxylase 2
Exons: 1
Coding region: 1-3522 (1173 amino acids)
Biological process (GO): pyruvate metabolic process; gluconeogenesis
Cellular component (GO): cytoplasm
Molecular function (GO): ATP binding; pyruvate carboxylase activity; metal ion binding
Source: RefSeq, a predicted model, not a curated record